This is a messenger RNA of Lottia gigantea (owl limpet), 1558 nucleotides long. RefSeq lists its product as hypothetical. The record is from RefSeq and is a predicted model, not a curated record. The transcript is spliced from 8 exons. Gene Ontology annotation, molecular function: N4-(beta-N-acetylglucosaminyl)-L-asparaginase activity. Gene Ontology annotation, cellular component: lysosome. Gene Ontology annotation, biological process: protein deglycosylation. Lineage: Eukaryota; Metazoa; Mollusca; Gastropoda; Lottiidae. Bases 1 to 1044 code for a protein of 347 amino acids.
AUGGCGACGGCCAGUCACAGUAAACUGUCCAUUUCGUUUUUCUUGUGUAUAUUGUAUGUAUCAAUCGAAAAUACUUGUACCCUUCCUCUUGUCAUCAAUACCUGGAACUUUAACAACGCUACAAACAAAGCAUGGACAGUAUUGAAGCAGACAGGAACCACAGCAAUGGAUGCCCUAGUGGCAGGAUGUACUGAAUGUGAACGACAGCAGUGUGAUGGUACCGUGGGGUUCGGAGGAAGUCCCGAUGAAUCUGGGGAAACCACUCUUGAUGCCAUGGUUAUGGAUGGUCGAACGUCUGAUGUAGGAGCUGUGGGAGACUUGCGGCAAGUAAAAAAUGUGAUUGGUGUAGCACGGGCAGUGAUGGAAUUUACACAACAUACUAUACUGGUAGGAAAAUCAGCUACCAAGUUUGCAGUAGAGAUGGGUUUUACCAGUGAGAGUCUGGCCACAAACAGAUCUGUAGGAAUUUAUAAAGAUUGGAAAAAUAAUAGUUGUCAACCUAAUUAUAGAGAGAAUGUUAGCCCAGAUCCGAAAAAAUAUUGUGGACCCUACAAACCUGAUAAAAAAUAUUUUAAAAUCCAAAAUAGUCGUAGAGAUAAAUUAAUAGGUAGAAAAAACCAUGACACGAUUGGAAUGUUAGUGGUAGACUCAGACCACAAUAUUGUUGGUGGAACGUCAACGAAUGGUGCUAAUCAUAAAGUUCCAGGGAGAGUAGGCGACUCCCCUAUUGUAGGAGCUGGGGCUUACGCUAGAAAUAAUGUGGGCGGGGCUGCAGCAACUGGAGACGGUGAUAUCAUGAUGAGAUUUCUACCCAGUUUCCAUGCAGUCAUGUUACUAGAAAUGGGGUAUACAGUAGAGGAAGCAGCUAGCAGAUCAUUAAAACCUAUUAUAAAAUACUAUCCUGAUUUUACUGGCGCUGUCAUCGUAGCCAAUGUCAAUGGUUCUUAUGGAGCAGCGUGUCACGGCUUGUCCAAUGGAUUCCCCUACUCCGUCAGGACAUCGGACAUGAAAGAAGCUACAAUUAUAACUGUGCCUUGUAUUUGAUCAGUUGCUGCAUUAUAGAUCUGGAUCAAAGCAAGUGCAGAGUGAGCAGUUUUGGGACUUUGGACUAAUGAGUUUCCUAUGUGUAUAUAUAUAUAUAUAUAUAUAUAUCCUAUACUCAAUUUUUUCAUCGGAUUAAGGGUAUUCUACGUUAUGUUUUUGUAUUCAAAAAGUGGCUCGCACCACAACGAUUCCGUUGAUCGAACUACUCAGUCCGCCUCUGGGUCAAAGAAUUUCAGAUUUCAAACAUCGUACAAGUAUUUUACGAUGAGGAUCAGGGACCAAACGUCUUUCUAAUGUUUUGUCUAUAUUAUGAUAUUAUAAUUUUUGAGAUAUGUUCAUUGUUUUACAGAUUAAAAUUAAGUAAAAUAAAAGUUAUUGUCUUUUUAGACCAUUAUUUCGGUUUAGAUUGUUUUACUGUAUUGGACUAGUAAUUUAUGUAUCUUAUUGGAUUAGACGGAUAUGUAAAUUUUUUGAAUAUUUUUUGUUCAUAUAAAUGGCAAUAAAUUUUAUAUUU